Messenger RNA from Galendromus occidentalis (western predatory mite), 1116 nucleotides. RefSeq lists its product as uncharacterized. The transcript has 6 exons. The record is from RefSeq and is a predicted model, not a curated record. Bases 1 to 1116 code for a protein of 371 amino acids. Lineage: Eukaryota; Metazoa; Arthropoda; Arachnida; Mesostigmata; Phytoseiidae.
AUGACGUUAGUAUUGCUAUUGCUUCAGCAACUGCUUCUAAGUUCACCCCAGAAAGGCGAGGCCGAUUCGAGAGCAGUGAUCGCCAAGGAAUAUCUGGAAGGUACGAUACAAAACUUCGGGGAUGUCGCGCCACCGGGUCAGACUCAGUUCCAAGUAAAAACGCGGAAUCUGGGCACGAACGGUAAACGGGUGCCGGAUCAGCUGUGGAGGAGCCAAGCGAGGCUGAGAACGAUUCUGAGAGAUGGCUCAGUGCAGAUUUCGGUGCCUCUCUCCCAGACCUUCAUGCGAAAUGGGCAACGCAUGGCGAUGGUUCAUCCGUACCCGUGUAAUCAGCCCAGAUUAGCAGGAGCCAGGACGUCGACCGCUCCGACGGGGAGUCUGUGUUACCCGAGAGUUGUCUACCGGACCGUUGCACGACCCACGCCUUAUCCCACCCCGUAUCCAACCCCCUAUCCUACACCCUACCCCACGCCUUAUCCUACACCCUAUCCUACUCCGCAUCCCACUCCUUAUCCUACACCCUAUCCCACUCCUUAUCCGACACCCUAUCCUACUCCCUAUACUACACCCUAUCCCACUCCUCAUCCCACCCAGUACCCCACCCCUUACCCUACCCCUUACCCGACUCCAUAUCCAAAUCCUUAUCCGACAGCAUACCCGACUUACCAUCCUACAAGUUACCCUACUCCCUUUCCGAAUCCAUAUCCAACAUCGUAUCCGGAUCCGAACCCGUAUUCCGAGCAGAUCGGUGUCACUGAAUCUUCGAACUUCGAAACGUGGGAUCCAUUCGAUCAUUAUCAAGAUGUGGACCUGGGCACUAAUGACUUGAUAGCCGGUGGCAAUCCCGAGAACGAGGCAGUUAUGAAAAGUGCCGCCAGAAAAGCCAAGGUCGGACCCGUCGAGCCGGCUGCUCAGUAUAGAGGAUCGAAGAAAAUAAUGCCUUCGAAAACACCUCCCUCCCCUGGGGGGCAAGGGCCCCGGAAGAAAUAUCAAGGUCAAGCUCCGACCACGGUGAAGACACCAGCAGCAGCUGUUCAGAAACCGUCGACUCGCGCCACAAAAGUAGUCGCAGACUCCUCGAAGAACACGACGAGCGCUCCCAGAGCUAAGGGUUGA